Molecule: messenger RNA, 1647 nt
Organism: Penicillium antarcticum
Lineage: Eukaryota; Fungi; Ascomycota; Eurotiomycetes; Eurotiales; Aspergillaceae
Product: glycerophosphocholine acyltransferase
Exons: 2
Coding region: 1-1647 (548 amino acids)
Biological process (GO): phosphatidylcholine biosynthetic process
Source: RefSeq, a predicted model, not a curated record
AUGGGGAUGCUAACAUUCAACCGUUUUCUCAGUCGACCAUAUCCCAAUCACAGGGACGGUCCGACGAUAUUCUUUUUCCAACAACAGUUUUUGAUGGAAACUAGCGCUCGAAGAAAGUCUGAUCCAGCCAUGCCAGAGUCACUUGCUUCCACCCCGGGCCUGGAGGAGAUCGAUGCGCCGUUCCCUGCCGAUGAUUUCGCUGAUAACGAUGACUUCUACUCGCCUCCUGCUUCUCCGGGCAGACUAUCGCGCAACGGAUCCUUCUCCAACAGCAGCUCAUACCAGGAGGACUGGGAGACUUUCCCACCGCUGGACAAGUUGACCAUCUUCGAUUUGUUGGACAAUAUUCAGCUCUCGCAGCGCCUGGAGAAGUGGCAGCAGACUAUCGCCAUGCAGAAAGACAAGGUGCGCAAGCAACGCGAGAAGCUCAAGUCGUCGUCGUUGAACGCCAAAGAUCGUGUUGUGGGGGAGUGGAAACGCCGAGCCCCGACCGCCGAUGAGAAGUUGGAGAAAUACCGUGCCAGGAUGAAACAGGGUGUCGAGCGGCUGGGUAAGCAGUGGAGUAAAACGGCCACUGUGACCCUCCGCGAGAAAGCAUCUUUCAUUGCCGGUGUUCUCAAUAUUUUCAUCAGCGGUUAUCUGAUCGGUGCUUGCCCGGAGUACUUCCACAUCUGGUUCAGUGCUCAGCUGCUGUACUUCAUGCCUAUUCGAUAUUUCACCUACCACGCCAAGGGUUAUCACUACUUCUUGGCUGAUCUCUGCUACUUUGUCAACUUGCUCUGCAUGUUGAGCAUUUGGGUCUUCCCCAACUCGAAACGACUGUUCAUCAGCACUUUCUGUCUGACUUUUGGAAAUAAUGCUGCUGCUAUUGCCAUGUGGCGUAAUUCGAUGGUCUUCCACAGUAUGGACAAGGUUGUCAGUUUGUUCAUUCACAUUAUGCCUCCAGUGACUCUACACUGUAUUGUGCAUUUGACUCCAGUUGAAAGGCUCAAGGAACGCUUCCCUGCAGUCUACAACAUCAAGUUCAGCCAGGCCGGGGACCCCGAGCAUUAUGGCCUUGGGGCCAUGAUUAUCUGGGCCACAGUUCCAUAUCUGGUGUGGCAGCUGCUGUACCACUUCUUGAUCACCGUCCGACGUCGUGACCAGAUCGCAGCAGGCCGCCCAACUAGCUUUACCUGGCUCCGCAAGUCGUACUCCAAGGCCUGGAUUGGCAAGUUCGUUUUGAGCCUCCCGGAGGCGCUGCAGGAACCUUGCUUCAUGUUCAUCCAGUAUGGAUUUGCUCUGUCGACCAUGAUUCCCUGCCCGAUCUGGUUCUGGUACAAAUGGGCCAGUGGAAUUUAUAUGGCCGCUUUGUUUGUCUGGAGCAUCCACAACGGAGCAACCUACUACAUCGAUGUAUUCGGCAAGCGCUUUCAGAAGGAAUUGGAGGAACUCAAGAAAGAUGUUGCGCGCUGGCAAUCUUCUCCCGAUGGAGUCACCAGCCCGCUUCUUGCCGCCGAACCUAGUCCUCUCAGUGAAGCUGUCAGUGCCUUCAGUGGGGACAAGCGCUCUAGUGUUGACCGUAUUCCGUUGCUUGACUCUGCCGAUGCCUCUUCGAGUGCCCUGCAAGCUAGUCUGAUCUCCGAUUCUGCUGUUCGGAGAAGUUAA